Messenger RNA from Babesia ovata, 285 nucleotides. Its product is annotated as ribosomal protein RPL37A. The transcript is spliced from 3 exons. Gene Ontology annotation, biological process: translation. NCBI's taxonomy places the organism in Eukaryota, Apicomplexa, Aconoidasida, Piroplasmida, Babesiidae. Gene Ontology annotation, molecular function: structural constituent of ribosome. Gene Ontology annotation, cellular component: ribosome. The record is from RefSeq and is a predicted model, not a curated record. Bases 1 to 285 code for a protein of 94 amino acids.
AUGUCCAAGCGUACGAAGAAGGUCGGCGUUACCGGCAAGUACGGUGUCCGUUACGGCGCGUCUUUGAGGAAGCAGGCCCGCAAGAUCCUGCUGUUGCAGCACACGGCGUACAACUGCCCGUUCUGUGGAAAGGACGCCACCCGCUGGAAGGCCGUCGGCAUCUGGGAAUGCAAGCGCUGCAAAAGGCGAGUUGCCGGAGGUGCGUGGUCGUUGGGCACUUCAACCGGUGCGACCAUCAAAUCCACCAUCGAACGUCUCUACAAGCAGAACGUUGAGGCGCAGUAA